GGCCACGCCCUUUACGUCGGGACGCUCAGUCGGCCUCGGGAGGCGCAGCCUUCGCCGCCUUAGAAGGAAGGAGGUCCGUUGUGUGAGGAAGCUGCUAUGGUGCUGAGUUCCCGGGUAGAGUCGACCGAGCCGAGGCGGUCGCGGCCAUGAAGGCAGGUGCUACUUCUAUGUGGGCUUCAUGCUGUGGGCUGCUGAAUGAAGUCAUGGGAACUGGAGCUGUCAGAGGUCAGCAGGCAGGGUUCCCAGGAAGCACGGGCCCAUUCAGAUUUACACCAAGCUCUGACUUUCCCACCUACCCACCAGCAGCUACUGAAGGGCCCAAUAUAGUUUGCAAAGCUUGUGGACUUUCAUUUUCAGUCUUUAGAAAGAAGCACGUCUGCUGUGACUGCAAGAAGGACUUUUGCUCCUUUUGCUCAGUUUCACAAGAAAACCUCCGCAGAUGUUCCACGUGUCACCUACUACAAGAGACAGCCUUCCAGCGCCCUCGGCUGAUGCGACUGAGAGUGAAGGACCUACGGCAGUAUCUCCUCCUCAGAAACAUACCGACCGACACGUGUCGGGAGAAGGAAGACUUGGUAGAUCUAGUACUGUGCCAUCGUGGGCUAGCUUCAGGGGAGGACCUGGACUCAAGCAGCCUCAAUUCCUCACGCUCCCAGACGUCUCGUUUUUUUACACAAUCCUUUUUUUCGAAUUAUACAGCCCCCUCUGCUACUGUCUCCUCCUUCCAGGGAGAGCUCAUGGACAGAGAUGGGACCUUCAGAUCUGAAGUUCUGGCACAGGUUCAAAGUGAAAUAGCUUCAGCAAACACAGAUGAUGAUGAUGAAGAUGAUGAUGAAGAAGAAAACUUGGAGGAACAGAACCCAGGGCUCUCCAAGAAGAAAGUGAGAGCCUCGCUGUCUGACCUGUCAAGCCUUGAAGAGGUAGAAGGGAUGAGUGUGCGCCAGCUGAAGGAAAUCCUGGCUCGGAAUUUUGUCAACUAUUCUGGUUGUUGUGAAAAAUGGGAGCUGGUAGAGAAAGUUAACCGGUUGUACAAAGAGAAUGAAGAAAACCAAAAAUCAUAUGGUGAGCGGAUGCAGCUUCAGGAUGAGGAAGACGACAGUCUGUGCCGAAUCUGCAUGGAUGCAGUCAUUGACUGUGUCCUGCUGGAGUGUGGGCACAUGGUCACCUGCACCAAGUGUGGCAAGCGCAUGAGUGAGUGUCCCAUCUGUCGGCAGUAUGUGGUGCGAGCUGUGCAUGUUUUCAAGUCAUGAAAUUGAGGCCCCCCUGAGUGGGACACUCCCGUGACUCUACCCCAAACCUGAGUGCAUAAAAGGGACUGGAAACUUACUGUUCCAAGGCAGAAGCUAUUUUUAAAAAGUAUUUUCAUUACUGACUGGGACAGGAAGUUCAUCCUAAGUUGAAGAAACCUGGGCUGUGCCGUAGGCCUGACUGCCUGUGGACACGACUUUCCCAGCUUGUGCUGGGUUUUGUCACUGUCUCCCUGAGCACUAGUUGCUGAAGUCAGACUGUUCCAUGUGGAUAUUUGCUCUUGCUCUAUGGAGGUCACUUGCCCUGUCUCUUUAUAUUCCCCCUGUAUCCUGUGUUGAAAACUUACUUUCUUUGACAUGAACUCACAAUUCACAAGUGGGCUAGUGUGGACUAUACUGAGCAGUGGCCGCUCUGAAUGUUCACUUUAUUAGUCAUAUAUUUUAAAUGCUAAUAUUUAAUGAAUGUAAGUUUCCACAUUGUUGCUAUCUCUGCAUUUAAGCACAAUUGGGAGACGACUGACAUUCUAUAGUCAGCUGCCAGGGCCUCAGAUAACUAUGUCAGUUUUUGUUCAGUUACAGCUUUUAAUAGCAAGGGCUGCAUCUAGCUUUUAUCUUAGAAGUGUGUGUGUGCGUGCUAAAUUCUUAACAUGUAAUCAAUUUACACUUUUGUAUAGUGAAGGUGUAUUUUUAGUGCUACCUGCUAGUAAUUUCAACUUUAGGAAUAAAAUUAGAUUAAAAGGC
Molecule: messenger RNA, 1988 nt
Organism: Mesocricetus auratus (golden hamster)
Lineage: Eukaryota; Metazoa; Chordata; Mammalia; Rodentia; Cricetidae
Gene: Rnf34
Product: ring finger protein 34
Exons: 6
Coding region: 147-1250 (367 amino acids)
Biological process (GO): protein K48-linked ubiquitination; proteasome-mediated ubiquitin-dependent protein catabolic process; negative regulation of extrinsic apoptotic signaling pathway via death domain receptors
Cellular component (GO): plasma membrane; cytoplasm
Molecular function (GO): ubiquitin protein ligase activity
Source: RefSeq, a predicted model, not a curated record